AUGGCCCCACAAAAGCAGUCAAAACCUGAUGCUGCCACCGCACAGUGGAGGGAAAACCACAAGGCCAGAAUGCAGGCCCAACUUGAAAAUGUUGUCAUAGCAAAUACAGCUGACAACAUAGAGUCAGAUGAGCCCAUGACUCGAGUAGCCAAAACUGCAGCACUAACCAGACCUGAUCACCCUAUGAAACACACUGUCUGUGUGACAGAACUUGAAGCCCAGAAAUCAUUGAAUGAGGGCAAAGUCCAACCAUUGGGACCACUGCAUCAGUGUGAAGUAAAGAAAGUCAAGUUAACGCCUAAGCUAAGCAGGGCUCAUCCUGCACCAAAUCCACUCCAAGUCAGCAAUUUGAACAAGCACCCACUCAGUACUCCCAAGGCCAGGGAUGACACUACCAAAUCAGACCUUGGAGACUUAGCUGAAGAUGGUGAAGACUGUGAUGGACAAAAUAGCCUAGACAGUGAUGAUGAGGACAGAGAAUUUGCAGACCUCACUGUUGAAAAUUUUCACCAAGAAGUUUUGAGCCAGAAGAUAAGCAAGACUCAAUGGGGCUCCACAAAGCACAGCAUGCUAAUAAAAUUGUACAUACAACUUACAAUUGUGAUAUCACUUGUCAUACUCACCCAGCACAAGUUAACGUUCAAGAGUCAGAGUACACAACAAGAGAAGAAACUCCAGGAUGAGAUGCCACACUUUGCUGAUGAUGCAGAGCAGAAGCCCCCUACUGAAGCUGAGGCAAAUUCAGGUGCCUCAGAUACUUCAGAGAAGAUCUGCAAAGUUGUCCGUGGAAGUUAUGAACAAGGGCAGUGCAUGUUUGCAUUCAGUUUGGAGGAUGAUACUGAUCUCACCAUUGACAAUGUCUUUGAUAUGACUACCACAUUUGCAACUCAUGGUACCAACACACUGGGCUUUGAAGCUCUUGUUGAGUCAGCUGAUCAUGAAGGUUAUACUGGUAAAAACAAUAUGGCUGAAUGCCUUCUUAGUGACUUGUGGGCUCAAUAUGCACAGCUGCUUGUAGAUUAUACUACACACCACAUUCACCUCUGCCACACUCAAUUUAAGAAGGCAGUUGGCGUCAUUGUCAUGAGUGUCCUCGAUCUCACAACAAAUUCAGCAGCUCAGAACUCAACACUGUAG
Molecule: messenger RNA, 1137 nt
Organism: Suillus subaureus
Lineage: Eukaryota; Fungi; Basidiomycota; Agaricomycetes; Boletales; Suillaceae
Exons: 10
Coding region: 1-1137 (378 amino acids)
Source: RefSeq, a predicted model, not a curated record